This is a messenger RNA of Trichoplax adhaerens, 1296 nucleotides long. RefSeq lists its product as uncharacterized. NCBI's taxonomy places the organism in Eukaryota, Metazoa, Placozoa, Uniplacotomia, Trichoplacea, Trichoplacidae. Gene Ontology annotation, cellular component: membrane. The coding region runs from base 1 to 1296 and encodes 431 amino acids. The transcript is spliced from 2 exons. Gene Ontology annotation, molecular function: neuropeptide receptor activity. Gene Ontology annotation, biological process: neuropeptide signaling pathway. The record is from RefSeq and is a predicted model, not a curated record.
AUGCAUUUGAAUGUUCUGAGCUUAUGGAAUUUGACUUAUCAAAUAAAAAAUGUAACAUCAUCGGGACAUGAUGGUUAUACAGCCAAGCCUAACGACACUGAUGAAGCUCUACCUUUAAAUCCAAGUGAAUGGAUAGUUAUUGGAUUCAGCUUAGCUGUAGUAAUUAUCAGCGUGGUUUGCAAUGUAAUAGUGAUUGCUACUAUAUUAUGUAACCGUUUUUUACGCACAACAACCAAUUAUUUCAUGAUCAGUCAAAGUAUUGCCGAUCUUUUGUUUGCCUUAAUAGUGAUUUUAGGCAUGGUGAUACAAGCAUUGCUUGGCUAUUGGCCAUUUGCGCCAUUUUGGUGCGCCAUUUAUAAUGCAUGUGGUAUUGGUUUAGUCAUGGUUUCCAUUUUAAACUUCUGUGCAAUUAGUAUUGAUCGCUAUAUUGCAAUUUGUUAUCCAUUUCUUCAGCACAGGCUUAACUUUACUUUAUUAUUUAUACUUGCCAGUGCUUAUAUCUGGAUGCAACCGAUUAUCCUAUCACUAUUACCUAUGGUAAUAUGGCAUGAUUAUACUCAAGUGGAUAUCAAUGUGUGCGGUCAUGUUAUUACCCAUACACGAGAGAAAAUCUAUUUUCUGAUCUUAGUUAUUGCCAAUAUCUUUCUACCAGCAUUGCUGCUAUCAGUUCUUUAUUCUAUAGUAUUUAAAACGGCUUGUGGCCAUAUACAAAAAAUUAAACAACAAAAUAGCCUUCACCGUCAAUUAAGUCGAGCUGCUGAUAUUAAAAGACCGAUUACAUCAAAAGAUUUUAAAUUACUUCUUAUUUUCGUAUUCAUUAUUGGUACAUUUUAUCUUACUUGGACUCCAUUUUUCGUUGUCCUCAUUAUAAACUAUUUUGAUGACGAUCCCUACCAUCCUAGUAGGGAAGGUUUCAGAUUUUUUAGUUCCAUAGCUAUUCUAAUUAGUUUCACUCAUUGCGCUAUUAAUCCGAUCGCUUAUAAUUUUAUGAACUCCGAAAUGAGGCGAGGUUUAUGGAAUUUACUAGGAAUUAGUAGGAGACGGCGUCGUGCAUCGUUGCGUUUAAGUUUGCAAGCAACUUAUACUAAGACAUCGAGGGCAUCUAGAUAUUCAAAACGUAGCAACGGUGGUCCGCGUACUAGUAGCAAUGGUAAUGGCCAGCAAUUAGUUGCUAAAAAUCAAGAUAAUAAAUUGACUCCAAAGGCUGGUUUAGAAGAUAGACUAUAUCCACUUUUAUCGCCAUUACAAUCUUAUCCUCCAAAUAAAGAACCUGCAAUGGCUUUAACUACAGUAUGA